Molecule: messenger RNA, 2166 nt
Organism: Juglans regia (Persian walnut)
Lineage: Eukaryota; Viridiplantae; Streptophyta; Magnoliopsida; Fagales; Juglandaceae
Product: RAN GTPase-activating protein 2
Exons: 2
Coding region: 215-1834 (539 amino acids)
Molecular function (GO): protein binding; GTPase activator activity
Source: RefSeq, a predicted model, not a curated record
GACGCAUCUCCCAAAAAGUAAUUUCUCAUAGGCCAUAAUAAUUAAUCUCCCUUCACUUUCAGUUUCCCUCCCUCCACACCUAUUCGCUCGCUCACUACUGGAUUUGUCUUUGUUUCUGUGAACCAUUUGAAUCAAAGUUAACUCUCAAGUGCUAUCUCUUAAACCGAAAAUAGUCGAAACGGAAGGAAAGUCUGCUGUUGUAGGCUUUGUUUCAAUGGACGCCCCAACACUGAAUUCCGAACGCAGGCAAUUUUCAAUUAAACUAUGGCCACCUAGCCUAAACACAAGGCAAAUGCUUGUGGAGCGGAUGACAAACAAUCUUACCACAAAAUCCAUAUUCACACAGAAGUAUGGUAUUCUGAGCAAGGAAGAGGCUGAGGAGAAUGCAAAACGAAUUGAGGAUAUGGCUUUUACCACUGCAAACAAAAACUAUGAUGAGGAGCCAGAUGGUGAUGGUGGUACAGCAGUUCAGCUUUAUGCCAAGGAAUGUAGCAAGCUCCUCCUGGAAGUUCUUAAACAAGGCCCUAGAAGCAAGGCAGACAAGGAAGUGGUAACACCUGAGAAUAUUAGUGCACCUCGUGAAACCUUCUUUGAUAUAUCCAAGGGCCAAAGAGCCUUUAUUGAGGCAGAGGAGGCUGAGGAACUUUUGAGGCCACUGAAGGAUCCUGGAAAUUCUUACACUAAAAUAUGCUUCAGCAACAGAAGUUUUGGUCUAGGUGCAGCCCGCGUUGCGGAGCCCAUUCUGAUUUCCCUUAAGGGUCAGCUGAAAGAUGUAGACCUGUCUGAUUUCAUUGCAGGAAGACCAGAGGCAGAAGCUCUUGAAGUCAUGAAGAUAUUCUCAGCUGCACUGGAAGGUAGCAUCUUGAAGUCUCUGAACCUUUCGGACAAUGCUUUAGGUGAGAAGGGUGUUAGGGCAUUUGGAGCACUGCUGAAAUCACAGACAUGCUUGGAGGAACUCUAUUUAAUGAAUGAUGGCAUCUCUGAGGAAGCUGCUCGAGCGGUUUGUGAGUUAAUUCCCUCCACAGAGAAAUUAAGAGUCCUUCAGUUUCACAACAACAUGACAGGAGAUGAAGGGGCGCUUGCUAUCUCUGAGGUUGUUAAGCGUUCUCCUUUGUUGGAGGACUUUCGUUGCUCUUCUACAAGAAUAUGCACUGAUGGGGGAGUUGCCUUAUCGGAAGCACUCGAGACUUGUACCCAUUUGAAGAAGCUUGACCUGCGGGACAACAUGUUUGGUGUUGAAGGUGGAUUAGGUCUUAGUAAAGCUCUUUCCAAGCAUGCAGAUUUAUCUGAGGUAUACCUGAGCUACCUGAACUUGGAAGACGAGGGUUCAAUUGCUAUCGCCAAUGUUCUCAAGGAAACAGCUCCAUCACUUGAAGUCCUGGAGAUGGCAGGAAAUGACAUAACAGCUGAAGCUGCCCCUGCAAUUGCUGCUUGUAUUGCUAUAAAGCAGCUUCUUACCAAGUUGAACUUGGCUGAGAAUGAACUAAAGGAUGAAGGUGCCAUACAGAUCAGUAAAGCAUUAGAAGCGCAUGCCCAGUUGAAGGAAGUCGAUUUGAGUGCCAACUUGAUAAGAAGGUCUGGGGCUCGGGUUUUAGCUCAGAUUGUUUUCCAGAAGCCUGAGUUUAAGUUGCUGAACAUCAAUGGGAAUUUCAUCUCUGAUGAAGGCAUUGACGAGAUCAAGGAUUUAUGCAAGAAAUAUCCCGGCAUGCUUGGGCCCUUGGAUGACAAUGACCCAGAAGGAGAACAAAAUGCUGAAGAAUCUGGAGAGGAUGAAGGUAAUGCUGGUGAACUCGAAUCAAAACUGGAGAACCUUGAGGUUGGCCAAGAGAAUUAGAGAUUCACUUGUGUAAGGUGUUUUCUCUUGGAGUCUGUACGAGUAUCCUUUUUGAAGAUUAAAAUAAUUCUAGGACACAUUUUGGAUUGAAUGUUCUCUUGAAUCUAAUAGUAUGCAUGAGCAGACCAUGGCGGUUUUUUGAGCACAAGGAUGAUAGAUGGUAUCAGUAGUGUUCCAUCUUUAUCAUUUUGGUCAUAUUAGCUUAUUUGGUGCCUUUCCUAGGUUAGUCAUCUAAUGAAUAGCAUAUCUUGUAACGGAUGCAGCUCUUAUAGUCGCCUGAGACAGUUCUCAGUUGAAAUUAAUUAUUAAUGGUCAGGUUGUUUUUCCUCCUA